GUGCACAGCGUAAUGGCAAAUUGAUUGACGACCUGAAAAAAUGAAUUUAAACUUUUUUGUACUUUACACCAUUCUCACCGUAUUUUCAGCGUCUACGGCUCUAGAAUAUGCUCCAAUUGUCAAUACUAAACAUGGUCAAAUUCGUGGCCUAAUCAAUACAGUCGGUCUUUGGACUAAAUCAUAUUUCUACCAAGGAAUUCGUUAUGCAACGGCUGAAAGAUUUUCAAAACCCGUACGCGUCGAAUCAUUCGAUGAGGAAAUCUAUGAUGCAACAAAAGAAAGAAAUUCAUGCCCACAAUUUCUGAAUGGACUUGGAAAUACGGAUGUUCAUCAUAUGACGAAUAAAAGUGAAGAUUGCCUUUUUUUGAAUAUAUUCAAACCGAUACCAAAUAUCGAAGAUGAUGAUGCCAAAUUAUUACCCGUAAUGGUAUGGUUUUAUGGUGGCGGUUUUCAAUGCGGCACAAUAUUUUUUCCACUUUAUGAUGGAACAUAUCUAGCCAAUUAUGGUAAUGUAAUUGUUGUUUCCAUUAAUUAUCGCGUCGGUCCAUUUGGUUUUCUUUAUGCCGGUACUGAAGAUGUACCCGGUAAUCAAGCUUUUUAUGAUCAAAUUAUGGGACUUGAAUGGGUUCGUGAUAAUAUCAAAAGUUUCGGUGGUGAUCCUGAUCAGGUGACCAUUUUUGGUGAAUCAGCCGGAUCAUUUUCGGUAUCGACGUUAGUGAUAUCACCAUUGGCCAAAGGUUUAUUCAGACGAGCCAUAAUGCAAUCUGGUUCAAUGGUUCCAACGAUUCGAUUUUCCAACAAACAGGGUGCAAUAGACAAAACAUUGAAAUUGGCUAAGGAUUUAAAUUGUGAGCAACAAGAAAUGUCCAAGAUUAUCAAAUGUCUUCGAAGUAAAUCUAUGGAAGAAAUUAAAAAUGUAGCAACCGAUAGUAUUGAGAAAAUGAUCUCCAAUCAAAUGAUUGGACCAAUUAUUGGUGAUGCCGUUUUACCAAAAGACGUAUCUAGAUUUCAGCAUGGAUCAAAUGGACCGGUGGACAUAUUGUUUGGUGUGACACGUGAUGAAGGCAGUUUUUUUGUUGUACAUUUCCUUCCUGAACUAAAAGAUAACAACAUCCAGAUGAGCGAGGACAAAAUUCGAGAAAAUAUCCGAAAAAUUUUAUCAUUUUAUCAUAUUCAAGAUCAUGAAGAAAUCGAAAAUUACUAUAUCAAACGAAUCGACACGACCGAUUAUAAUCAAGUCAGGAAAAUGUUUUCCGACUUAUUCGGUGAUUUACGAUUCAACUGUCCAGUAAUGUUAUACGGUAAACAAAUGGCCCGUGCAAAUCCAAAGAAUCGUUUUUAUGCAUAUCGUUUUGAUCGCCGGACAAUAUUGGCAGAUCGAAUGCAUUGUGAUGAAUGGAUGAAUGGAUGCCAGAAUGGAUGGGUAAUACGGUUUUUCUAUGUAUUCAGCCAUUCAAUGAUGACAAUAUAUCCACGUGAUUCACAAUUAAGUAUUGAUGUUAUGAAUUCAUGGACAAGAUUUGCUAACACUGGUGAUCCAAGUCCAAUCGGCUCGAUGGAAUGGCCUGAAGCUUUCGAUGAUAAUGAAUUACAAUCAUCAAUGCGUUGGAUGAUUAUUGACAUUGAUUAUAAAAUUGAAAAUGAUAUCUACAAAGAUGUUUGCGAAACAAUUUGGACCAAACAAUAUGAUGAUUGGUUUGAAAGAAAUUUCAGUAGUCAAAAAGAGGAAUUGUAAAUAUAUGCUUUAUGUAAGUUCAUGCUUUUCGCACAGGAUGAUCGACCGUUAGAAUAGAAAUUAAACAAAAAAAAAAUACAAA
Messenger RNA from Dermatophagoides farinae (American house dust mite), 1817 nucleotides. Lineage: Eukaryota; Metazoa; Arthropoda; Arachnida; Sarcoptiformes; Pyroglyphidae. The record is from RefSeq and is a predicted model, not a curated record.